Messenger RNA from Colossoma macropomum (tambaqui), 2233 nucleotides. It is a transcript of the gene atp6ap2, whose product is annotated as ATPase H+ transporting accessory protein 2. The transcript has 9 exons. The record is from RefSeq and is a predicted model, not a curated record. Gene Ontology annotation, molecular function: signaling receptor activity. Gene Ontology annotation, biological process: positive regulation of Wnt signaling pathway. Gene Ontology annotation, cellular component: membrane; external side of plasma membrane. NCBI's taxonomy places the organism in Eukaryota, Metazoa, Chordata, Actinopteri, Characiformes, Serrasalmidae. Bases 58 to 1125 code for a protein of 355 amino acids.
CAGCCUGUCAGGUGAUCUGUGCUGGGUUUGCUGCGGAGCCUCGGCUGCUCGUCAAGGAUGAAUUUCUCACCGGUUUUCGUCGCUUUCGCUGCUGUUGUGAGCUCGUUAUCGGGUGUGUUUGGAGACCAGCUGACGGUGCUGCGCAGCCCGCAGUAUGUGACCUUCAGGGAGGGCCAGUGGCCGCUGGCUGGAGAGAAGAUUCCUGAUCUGGUGGCGCUGACCAUGGGCUUCUCUGUCCAGGAGGAUCUUGACUGGCCAGGCUUGGCCGCGGGCUCCCUGUUCCAGCGUCCUCGAGCUACUGCGCUAAUCGCAGUGCGCGGCGUUGGCAGUUUGGAUCUGCCCUCAAACACCUCCUCAUACCCCCUGGAAAACCCUGUGCCCUUCACUCUGGACAGCGUGGCCAACACCAUCCACACCCUGUUUGCCGAGAGCACCCCCGUGGUCCUGCAGCUCGCCCCCAGUGAGGAGAGGCUGUAUAUGAUGGGGAUGGCGAACACAGUGUUUGAGGAUCUGCCCGUCACUCUGCAGCAGAUCAGAGCACGUCUGUCUCAGGACGGAUCAGUGCUGCACUCUCUUCCACUCCAUUCACUCAGCCGAAACAGCGAGGCUGAUCUGCUGUUCCUGUCUGAGGUUCAAGUGUUGCAUGACAUCUCCGCUCUGCUGCAGAGGCAUAAGCACUUGGCCAAGGACCAGGCUCCUGACCUGUUCUCCUUGGAGCUGGCCGGUUUGGAGGAAAUUGCUCGUCGCUACGGCAACGAUUCACCCCAAUUCCAGGAUGCCACCAAGAUUCUGGCAUCUGUGCUACAGAAGUUUGCUGACGACGUUUACAGUGUCUAUGGCAACAACGCAGUGGUGGAGGUGGUGACCGUGAAGACUUUCGAGGCUCCACUCACCAGGAAGUCUCGCUCCAUCCUGGAGACCAAGCAGAUUAGCAACCCAGGAAGCCCCUACAACCUGGCCUACAAGUACAACUAUGAGUAUGCGGUGAUCUUCAACAUCGUGCUGUGGCUGAUGAUCGUGUUGGCUUUGGCCGUCGUCGUCAUUGCUUAUAACCUUUGGAACAUGGACCCCGGCUACGACAGCAUCAUCUACAGGAUGACCAAUCAGAAGAUCCGGAUGGACUAAUUGUCGCGCUCCCCCUUGCAUUCCAUUCCAUGUUGUUGAGUGUGUGUAUAUGUGUGUUUCUCACUUAAAUAAGAUUCCAUUUGAACCUUCAGUGUAUGUAUGCUUCUGAAAUGCGUUGUACAAAGACACGUCACAUUGAACUGUAAAUGUUAAAUGAAUAUUUGAAGAAUAUUUAUUGAUGCCUGCUGUUUGGUAGAAUCUAGAGACCAGCUGAGUAAAGUUUAAGUUCAGAUUUCACCCCUAAAAAUGCUAAUGUGGCUAGAAAUUUAAUGGAAGGUUGUAGGAGGUACAUAAAGUUCAAAAUUUUGGAUGACUUAUUUAUAUAUUUUAGAAAAUAUAAACCAGUUUUUUUGAAGAUAUGAGCAAGCUGAUAAGCCGCUAGAGUCCAGAAUGAUGAACAGAGCUGUAGAUGAUUCCAUAAUAAUUGAGAAAGCUGUACAACAUUGAAAAUUAUCAUCAUAAAUUUAGUGAGGUGAUCAAAUGAUCAUCAUAAAAUCAUAAUAACAAUAUAUUAUUAAUCAAUUCUUUGAGUUUCCAAACGUUUCCUGAAACUUUGAAUUAAACAUUUUAAAAGUUCAGUUUGUGUAUUAAAUAAAAUGACAGUAAUUGUUAAUUUUACACGAUAACAAACUGUUAUGCUAAUUUCUGUCCACUAACUUUUAUUCACUAUUAGCCACAUUAGCAUUGCCUGUAAGAUGAACUGGCCGAUACAGGAUGUAAAUAAGUUCACUGUCAUUGCAUUUCUUGGUAAGUGGAAAAUGUACAGGCUUAAUUUGUCAUGCUACACUCGUGAUUGUGUGCUGUGCUGUUUUCUUGUGUUCCUGAAUUGUCUUCAAAUUGAAACCCAGCUUUAUUUAUUGUGUUAUUGAUUUGAAAGAUCUCUUUUUAUUCCUGAUACACUGGACAUGCAAUAUAAUGCUCAUCACAUCACAUCCAUGUGCAUUUGUACAGCUUAUGGUACAGAUACAAAUGUGUAAAAUUGAUGUGCCGAACGUAGAAAACGAGUGUUUGAUUAUUUCUGGCGUGACCAGAGUUUGUCUGCAAUAUUGUAUUUGUGUCUUAAACAAAUGAGAAGUUGAACCGUAAUAAAAGAGGAGAUUCGAAAGUG